GCGGGCACGCAGUACAAGGACAUCAAGCAGCAGCUGAAGGACGGGGUGCGUGGGCUGCAUCUGGACAUCUACAAGGGCUCGACGGCGGGCUCGGUGAAUUUGUGCUUCCCCGACUGCAGCGUGAUCAACGGCGGCACGCUGGCGGCGACGCUGGAAAUUGUGAAGGCGUGGCUCGAUGACAACCCCAACGAGGUGGUGACGAUAUUCCUGGAUGGCGCUGAGACCACGGCGGACCCAGCUGCUGUGGAGCAGGCGUUCGUGAGCUCGGGCAUCGACACAUACAUGCUGCCCAGCAAGACGGUGACUGGGAAGUGGCCGACGCUGGAGAAGAUGAUUUCCGACGGCACGCGGCUGGUGGUGUUUGCCGAGUCG
This is a messenger RNA of Linderina pennispora, 372 nucleotides long. RefSeq lists its product as uncharacterized. The record is from RefSeq and is a predicted model, not a curated record. Gene Ontology annotation, molecular function: phosphoric diester hydrolase activity. Gene Ontology annotation, biological process: lipid metabolic process. The annotation marks the transcript as partial. Lineage: Eukaryota; Fungi; Kickxellomycota; Kickxellomycetes; Kickxellales; Kickxellaceae. The transcript has a single exon.